AUGUCACACCCGUCCUUCACUCACUCCGCUGGCUUCCCGUUUUCAUACAGGAUUGAGUUCAAAAUCUCCCUACUCAUCCAUCAGUGCAUCACAACGCCCCUCCCUACCUCAAAGAACUACUCACACCACAAACCUCAUCACAUAACCUCCUCUUCGGAAAACAAAGUCCUUCUUCUACUGGGACCGAGCUCCGCACCAUGGCGGAUCGGGCUUUCUGCUCAGCCGCUCCUCGCCUGUGGAGUUCCCCUCACAGACCACCCGAGGGCUCCACAAUCCACUGCCUCAUUCAACACGGCCUUCCCCACCCACCCCCACCCAUCUGCUCAGCAGGCGGCCAAUCAGAUCACCUGCUCGCUGAGCCACCUCUUGUUUACAGGUGUGUGCCUGCGGAGUCUCAUGGGAGGCGGCGGCAGAGGGACAGGUGCUGCGACUGUGAUUGGUGGGAAGCAGAUCUCAGGUCAGAGCUGCCAGGGAAGAGUGGAAACUGAUCCCAAAAGCCACAAGACUGGAGGCCGAGGAGACGAGCUGCAGGAGCGAGAGGGGAGGACCAUUAUGAUGUCGCCAGACGCCCGAGCCCUGGAGGACCUGCUGUACGCUGGUGACCUUGGCGACGAGGGGGAGGGCGCGGAGGGGGCGGAGCCAGGCGGCCGAGCCCCGGCGGGGACGGAGGAAAGUGCUGCUUCAGACAAUGAGCCAAUGACGUGUGCCGGCUGCGGCGAGCAGGUGUGCGACCGCUUCUUCCUAUUGGCUGCCGGCUGCGUGUGGCACGGCGUGUGCCUCCGCUGCAGCCAGUGUCACUGCGAGCUGCAGACUCACCCUUCGCUCUACUGGAGAAACGGACACAUCUACUGCCAGCAAGACUACUGCAGGAUGUUUGGCGGCGGUCAGUGCGCUCGCUGCCUCCAGCCAAUCCCAGCCUCCGCUUUGGUCAUGAGGUCUGGAGAUCUGACCUUCCACCCUCACUGCUUCUCCUGCCAGGAGUGUGAUGUGACAUUAAUACCAGGGAACCUGUACUGCAUGCAGGGCCAGAACCUCUACUGUCAGUCCCAUUAUCAUGGUGACGAUCUCCAGCCUAAACCCAGUCUGAAAGAAGCUCAGAAUCAGGUCUCGGGUGAAGGGGAGGAGUCGGUCAGCAGUCCUGAGCCACGAUUGGACGACAGGGCGACAGGCGGGCGGAGCCGCAGGCGGUCCAAGCGAAUUAGGACGUGUUUCCGCAGCGAGCAGCUCAGAGCGCUGGAGUCGUAUUUCGCUGAGAAACACAACCCCGACGGUAAAGACUGGAACUGCCUCGCGCACAAGACCGGCCUGCCCAAGAGAGUCCUGCAGGUGUGGUUUCAAAACGCUCGGGCCAAACUGAGACGCUCCCUCACCGCCGAUGACUCUCAGGCCAAUUCGCCCUCCGCUCCCCAGGGAAGCGUAACCGUGGCGACCGGCUCCCCAUCCCCAUCCCCAUCCUGCUCCCCCCCGACCAAUCACAGCCCUUCUCUUCUAACACCAGCACCAUCGACCAGCUGCAGCUCGCUCUGCUCACCGCCCCGCUCACCCCGCCGCCGGCGAGCCCGGCCGCCAGCCAGUCGCUUCAGCUGCGAAGCCCCGCUUUCUUCCUGGACUACGACUCCCAGAGUGCACCAGGGUGCCUCUCCUCUCUGGAGGCCUUCGAGGACUUCGGAGAGCCAGGAGGAGGAGCGGAGGGAGAUGUUGAUUCUGAUAGUUCUUAUAGACCGCAUUACUGCUGAACAGCUUUCCCUGGUGUUAGAAUUUAGUUUGCUGUGGAUUGUAAUGGAAUAUAGCAAUUAAAUUGUAUUUAUAGUG
This is a messenger RNA of Perca flavescens (yellow perch), 1812 nucleotides long. RefSeq lists its product as uncharacterized. The record is from RefSeq and is a predicted model, not a curated record. NCBI's taxonomy places the organism in Eukaryota, Metazoa, Chordata, Actinopteri, Perciformes, Percidae. The transcript is spliced from 8 exons. Gene Ontology annotation, molecular function: RNA polymerase II transcription regulatory region sequence-specific DNA binding; DNA-binding transcription factor activity, RNA polymerase II-specific. Gene Ontology annotation, cellular component: nucleus. Bases 1 to 1797 code for a protein of 598 amino acids. Gene Ontology annotation, biological process: neuron differentiation; regulation of transcription by RNA polymerase II.